GGAUUGAUGUCUGUGCAUAACUGUAUGAGUUUAUUUUUAGAGGUCUUUAAAUUAUUAUGUAUGUAAAGGAAAAUAUUGGUGAUAGCGAUUCCUAACUGGAUCCAUAUUUGUUCGAAACAAUGGUGAUAAUUUCCAAGUUACGUGUCAAUCCAAUCCAGGCUUAUGUUUAGACAGCAUUAUUUCAGGCCCAAGUGUUUUGGCGUCGUUCAAUCAUGGCGGUAUGGAAGGUCUAUUGAACUGAGGUGGAUCCUCAGUAAAGAAAAACAUAUAUCUGUCAUGUUUUGGCGGGUGCAACUGAUUUUGGAUUAAUAUGUAGCGAAUCGUUUGAUCCUGUAAUUCAGGACUGUCAUAACGACGUUGUACUUGUCUCAACACUACAUGAGCCACCUGCAACUGGACACCGACAUUUAUGGUAACAUUUUCUAAAGACUCGAAGAUACGACAAAAGCGUUGCCAAUUGAUGAUUCAGCAGGUGAAACCGCGUCUGACCGGCACCAUGCCUGUGGUGUGGCCCACCCUCCUUGACCUGGGCAGGGAUGAGUGUAAGAGAAUCCUCCGUAAACUUGAGCUGGAGGCGUACGCCGGAGUAAUCAGUGCUUUGCGAGCCCAAGGUGACCUCACCAAGGACAAGAAGGACCUCCUCGGAGAACUCACUAAAGUCCUCAGCAUUUCAACAGAGCGUCAUCGCGCCGAGGUCCGUAGGGCCGUCAAUGAUGAGCGCCUUACCACCAUUGCCUAUCACAUGUCGGGUCCCAACAGCUCCUCAGAGUGGUCAAUCGAGGGACGUCGGCUGGUCCCCUUGAUGCCCAGACUGGUCCCCCAGACGGCGUUCACCGUGACUGCCAACGCAGUGGCCAGCGCCACAGCCAAUCAGAAUGCUUCUCUCUUGCUGCCUGCGGAAACAGGAAAUAAAGAAGUGGUUGUUUGCUACUCCUACACAACCACCACGUCCACCCCCACCAGUGCCACGGCGCCCAGCGGCAGUGCGACAGCCACGGUGAAAUCCCCCCGUCCGGCCAGCCCUGCCUCCAACGUGGUGGUGCUGCCCAGCGGGAGCACUGUCUAUGUGAAAAGCGUUAGCUGCUCUGACGAGGACGAGAAGCCACGCAAGCGGAGGCGGACCAACUCCUCGAGCUCCUCCCCCGUGGUGCUGAAGGAGCUGGCCAAGGUUUCCCCUCCCUUGUCCAAGACCAUCACCGUGCCAGUAAGCGGCAGCCCCAAGAUGAGCAACAUCAUGCAGAGCAUCGCCAACUCGCUGCCACCGCACAUGUCCCCCGUCAAGAUCACCUUCACCAAGCCCACCACCCAGACCACCAACACCACCACGCAGAAGGUAAUCAUUGUGACGACCUCUCCAAGCUCCAACUUCGUUCCCAACAUCCUGUCCAAGUCUCAUUCCCACAACUACGCGGCGGCCAUGUCAAAGCUGGUUUCCACCUCCAUGCUGACCUCGGCCAGCCAGAAACAGACGGUGUUCAUCCCGGCCAGCUCAAGUCCCUCCUUGGCCCCCAACACGAUCGCUGUGACCACCGUGGUCUCCUCCAGCCCGUCUGUGCUCAUGUCGACCAUAGCGCAGAGUGGCUCAUCGGCAGGCGUGAAGGUGGCCUCUGCCAGGCUCCCCUCUCCUAAGACCAUGGUGGGCUCUCCCACCCAGAUUCUGUCCCAGUUCACCAAGCAGCACCCGCAGUCCCCCAAGCAGCUGCAGCAGGGCUCACCCAUGGGGGCUGGCGCCAUGGGCCAGGCCUCCAACACUCCCCCCAGCUCCAAGCCCAUCAUCCAGAUCAAGCAGGAGUCAGGUGUGAAAAUCAUCACCCAGCAGAUGCAGCCCAGUAAGAUCCUGCCCAAGCCCUCCACUGCAGGCAUGCCCAGCAGCAGCUCCUCCCCCAUCAUGGUCGUCAGUAGCAACGGGGCCAUCAUGACCACCAAGCUGGUGUCCCAGCCCACAGGCACCCAGGCCACUUACUCAAGGCCUGCCAUGAGCUCCACUAUUGGAGCCAGGAUGGCGACGUCGGCCAGUGGUGCCACCUAUGUCAAGACCACCAGUGGCAGUAUCAUCACGGUGGUCCCGAAGUCUCUAGCCACACUGGGCGGCAAGAUCAUCAGCAGCAACAUAGUGUCUGGUACAACAACUAAGAUCACCACCAUUCCCAUGACAUCCAAGCCCAAUGUUAUCGUGGUGCAGAAGACUACUGGCAAAGGAACGACCAUCCAGGGUCUGCCUGGCAAGAAUGUGGUCACCACAUUAUUGAACGCAGGGGGGGAGAAGACCCUACAGGGUGUUCCGGGGUCCAAGCCAGCCAUCAUCACAGCCUCCAGACCCAUCACCAAGAUGAUUGUGACACAGCCCAAAGGCAUGGGUUCCGGGGUGCAGCCCACCACCACCACCAAGAUAGUGUACGGCCAGCAGGGCAAGACCCAGGUGCUGAUCAAGCCCAAGCCCAUCUUCCAAACAGCGGUUGUGAGCGAGCAGACCAGGCAGCUGGUGAGCGAGACCCUGCAGCAGGUGUCCCGGGUGGCCGAUGCGGGUCCUGCUUACGCACAAGAGAGGGCACUCAAGGAUGAGUCGGGUGCCAUCGCUGAGGACAGGUCCCCGCCUGCCGAGGGCUCCCACGGAAGCGGUCACGACUCCCAGUCCGUAGUGCACAUAAUCUCCUCCAGGGGGCAGGAUUGGGCUGAGCAGCAUGAGGUGUCGGUGGAGUCCAGCCCAACCAUCAUCUACCAGGAUGUGUCUACGGGUGACGUGUCCCAGUCGGCCACCUCGACCAUCAAGGCCCUGCUGGAACUGCAGCAGACCACAGUGAAGGAGAAAGGCGAGGCCAAGCCCAGGCAGCAAACCAUAGACCUGAGCCAGAUGGCUGUUCCCCUUCAGAUGGCCCAGGAGAAGAAGCAGCAGGCCCUAGGCUCCCCCGAGAUGUCCACUGUAGAGACUGAACCACCCAUUAAAUAUAUCACUGCCGCCAGCAGGGCCGGACCAUCCUCUGGAGGCUUGGGGGACGUGGUCAUGUCCGCUAGCCAGCAGCAGGGGGCGCCCUCGCAAAACACCAGUCCCACCCCCGUGGUGGUUAAUUCCAUCCCUACCUCCUCUACAGUCACCGUCACACGCAUUGUCCAACUGGCUUCGGCGGACCAGCUGAUCCACAGUAAGCAGGCGGAGGAAACUGGGAUGGAGGAGGGCGAACUGGAGGGGGACACCCUGGACCCCCAGACGGGCCUGUUCUACCGCUCCAUCCAACCCGCUGCAGCCCAGCCCCCCGCCCCCCAGCCCCACACACACCCCGCCCCCCAGCCCCACACACACCCCCACCACCAAAGCCAGUCACACCUGGCGCCCCAGUUGGAGCAGGGCAGACAUAUACCCCACACCACCCAAACCCCACCCCCACAGCUACACAGCAAGCCCCAGAUGAGCCUGCCUUCCACCGCCACCGUGGCGAAGAAGCCACCCCAGCUCCAAGAGCAGUACCAGCCCAAGCCUCACGCUCCAGGGCAGAGCCUGAAGGAGAGGCCCUCCUCUGCCUCGGGAUCCCCCCAGCUGGCAAGCCUGGGCACCCCCACCAAGCCUCCCUCACUCACCCCCCAGCUCCCCAAGUUGCAGCAGGCGCCCACCUCCCACCACAGGCCCAUCCACACACAGCUGUCCCAGCCGCCGCCAUUACAGGCCCACCACCCGGUGGGUGCAGACAAGACUCCUGCCACAAGCCAGGUGCCAAUCAUCACCCAGGGCGCCAGCGUCACCAAGAUCACCUUCGGCAGUAGCAGCAGCCACCAGUCCCCUCCCGUAUCCAGCAGCGGUGAGGCCACUGCCAAGCUGGUCCCUGCCGAGCCCAGCAGCUCAAGCUCGUCCGGUGGCGAGAAGCCCUCUGUCUCGGACAUCCUUAAGAUCUCCAUGAUGGAGGCGGAGAUCGACCCCAGCGCCGAGCCCAUGGUGGUGGACUCGUCCAGUGACUGCAGCCCCUACAUAAAGGCCCUGGGCUUGGGGGCAGGGGGAGGCUCAGGGGCGCUUGGGGGCUCAGGCCCGGUCAUAAGCAGCUCAGGGGCCUCCCUUCAUCACUCAUCCCACUCCAAGCCCCUGCAUGACCAGUUUAGCCACAUCCAGGGCCUAGCAGCCAAGAGCAAAGAGAACAUGGACGUCAUUGAGGUGAUCCCUCAGUACUCCAUCAUGCCAGACUCCAGUCAAUCCAACGUGGUGAUGGAGCCCAGCGGCUUCCUGGAGAUCACAGACUACACCAGCCAGCGGCUGGACGAGGAGAGCGUCAUGGAGCAGGAGGUGGACAGCAGCAACGACGAGGCCACCGUUGUCAGCCCCAUGGAGGAGGGCUGCCCCGACCAGUCCCAGUGACACCAUCACUUGUGACGGGAAUGACGUUGUGGCUUUGGUGUGAAGGGGAUGAUCUUGGUGUGACAGGGAAGAUUUGGAAAUGAUCAUGACUGUGUCAUCGUGGUUACCUCCUGAUGCAGCUGGAACUCUAAGGACUAGACAGCAAGCGGACACAAAUGUGUGAUAACUGCGUAAGGACUUUUCUGUUUUUUUAUUUUUUAUUUAAUUGGGCAGCAACUUCAUAAAUAUGCCUGGAUGAUGUCCGAUAAGGCUUUGUGAAGAACUUAAAGGCCUGGAAAGGAAAAAAGAUAUACAUUUUUUUAAAGAGUCAAGAGGAGACCUAAGUUAACCCUAGCUAAGCUGAACGGCUGCCUUGUGUACAGGUGAAGUUGACCAGGAAUUGCAUCCAGGGGAAAAAGGACAAUGGUUUUCGAUAAUUUCAAAGUGGACAUUUUGUAUUCACUGAAUUGGCAUUUUAGUAAAGCAAUGCUGUGUUCAGGAGCUUAAAAAGUUGAUGUGGCUCUUCUGGUCAUUUAUUUAAUAUUUUAUUUAACACUUAUAGCAAGGCAAUAUUGAAAACUGGAAAUAGGACCUAGCCUGAAACAUGACCACAUUUUAAGAACUUCAUCUACUUAACUCAACAAAAUAAGUAGAGGAGAUUGGACUGACCUUGCUGUAAUUAUGCUGAUUCAUCGUGCUUGCAUAGCAGUAUUUGUUGAACACCAUUUUUGAUUUGCAAAGCCUUUUGUUGUUUUUCAAGGUACAUUUUAAUACAUGACAUAAUUGUACACAUACAGUUUGUUUAUAGUGGGCACGUGCAUGCUAAAUAACACAAAUGUAAAUGAUAAAGUGCUUGUAGUAAGCCUUGAGGAAUUAGCACUUUGUAGUUGAUACUGUUGGUAAGAACAUUGUUGGAAGAAAAAAAAAACAUUUCACCCAUGUUCCUUCAAUGGUGUUUCUGUUUUGUGUUCUCUUUUCGUGUAACGUUUAGAAUUUUAACUCGAUAAACUUUUAUACAAAAACGGAA
Molecule: messenger RNA, 5345 nt
Organism: Salvelinus namaycush (lake trout)
Lineage: Eukaryota; Metazoa; Chordata; Actinopteri; Salmoniformes; Salmonidae
Product: BRCA2-interacting transcriptional repressor EMSY-like
Exons: 21
Coding region: 410-4339 (1309 amino acids)
Biological process (GO): regulation of DNA-templated transcription
Cellular component (GO): nucleoplasm
Source: RefSeq, a predicted model, not a curated record